UGCAUCCUUACCUCCCCAAAACCCUACACCACCCAACCAUGCUUCUCCGGCGACCCCUCCAAACCCUCACACUUCCCCCCUUCCUCCUCCGCCGCCUCUCCGCCGCCGCCGAGGCGCUCGUCUCCCCGGCGGACCCCCACCACGCCGACCCGCUCUCCCCGCCGUACGACUACCUCCCUGGCCACCCGCGACCGGACGCCAAGCACGAUGAGGUGAUCCUCGCCGUGCCGCGUGCCUCGUCGGGGCGGCACGUGGCCGCCAAGGAGCGCAAGGCCGGGCGGGUGCCGGCCAUCGUAUUCGAGCAGGAGAACGGGCAGGAGGGUGGCAACAAGCGUCUCGUCUCCGUGCCGUCCAAGCAGAUCCGCAAGCUCGUCGACCACCUUGGCCGGUCCUUCUUCCUAUCCAGGCUGUUCCGGAUCCAGGUCUGGUCCGAGCACGCCGGGCAAGGGGACCUCGUCGAGAGCGUCCGCGUCCUGCCGCGCAAGGUACAUUUGCAUGCAGGCACUGAUGAACCUCUGAAUGUCACAUUUAUGAGAGCCCCUUCUUCUGCGCUUCUCAAAAUAGAUGUUCCUUUAAUGUUCAUUGGUGAUGAUGCCUCACCUGGUCUCCGGAAAGGAGCAUACUUCAACACCAUAAAACGAACUGUCAAGUUUCUCUGCCCAGCUGACAUCGUACCGCCAUACAUAGAAGUGGAUCUGAGCGAGUUGGAUGUAGGACAGAAACUGUUGAUGCGCGAUCUGAAAGUCCACCCUGCUUUGAAGUUGCUUCAGUCACCAGAUCAACCCAUAUGUAGCAUUAUAGGAUCAAGAGCUCCUGAACAGAAGAAGACGAAAUAACUUGUUCGAUUAGUAACAAUCUUCGACAUAAUAAGCUUUUUUUGCUAUUGUUGCUUGAGUUAAUCAGGUCUUAAUUCUCCUUGGAUGCAUUGUAGCCACCCACCAUUGUACCUGGGGAAUAGCUGUGAUGGGAAGCAAGAUGCUACAACUAGAAACACGCAGAAGUGCCCAAAUAUGGUUUUUUGUUCACAUUCCAUUGCGAUGAGUUUCUUGAAUAA
This is a messenger RNA of Phragmites australis (common reed), 1054 nucleotides long. RefSeq lists its product as uncharacterized. Gene Ontology annotation, biological process: translation. Lineage: Eukaryota; Viridiplantae; Streptophyta; Magnoliopsida; Poales; Poaceae. The transcript has 3 exons. Gene Ontology annotation, molecular function: 5S rRNA binding; structural constituent of ribosome. The coding region runs from base 39 to 836 and encodes 265 amino acids. Gene Ontology annotation, cellular component: cytosolic large ribosomal subunit; ribosome. The record is from RefSeq and is a predicted model, not a curated record.